AUGCGCAUACCCCAAGUGCAGGAUAACUUCAGUGCACCAUGUCGGACGAGGGGCACUUUUCCCGCCCGUCCACGUCGAGGCCGCGCCCAGACAACCCAAGGCGCAGGCCCCGACCGCCAGGGUUCGGCACACGUCUGCCCCGGAGCGAGAGGACUCCGAGACUCAUCACCGCCACCGCAACCGCGCCCACCGAAGAGCGCUCGGCCACAAACCUCCUCCGACAACACCGAUCUAGAGGAGAAAAUCCCACGACGGAGUCCUACCCCGGCACACCCGAAGGACGACGCCACGGCUAAGGCCGCGAUGUUAAUCCGUGACGACCCGCCCCUCUCUCCAGAUGAGGAGCCCCAAUCGCAUGCCAGCACCAGCGGCUGGUCGAUGCGUCAGCAUUACGGCGCGGAGAGUAGCGGGGCUAGGACCGACUCAACGUCAUACGCGACGUUGGACCCCGAGGUGGGGGAACACUCCCGCCCCGCCGUGUCGUCGCCGAGCUACGCGGCAAUGGCGUCCGUUCCGCCAUCACCCAAUGCCGCCAGGCCAGUUGAAGACGGGCGCCAGGAAGCAGAGGAGGAGCGCCCACCCCAGAAACCACCACCACAAGAGGAGCUGCCACAGACAGCAGCCGUACCUUGGAUGCAGGAG
This is a messenger RNA of Iphiclides podalirius (scarce swallowtail), 642 nucleotides long. The record is from the annotation of a GenBank genome assembly. Lineage: Eukaryota; Metazoa; Arthropoda; Insecta; Lepidoptera; Papilionidae.